Messenger RNA from Linum tenue, 1183 nucleotides. NCBI's taxonomy places the organism in Eukaryota, Viridiplantae, Streptophyta, Magnoliopsida, Malpighiales, Linaceae. The record is from the annotation of a GenBank genome assembly.
CCAAUAAUAAACCCACAGUCUCUUCGUUCCAUAGACAAAAACCUCGAGAAACACUCUCUCGCAUUCAUCCUUUCUUCCCCCGACGACCCUCGGCCACUCCGCCUGCCUCACCGUCGACCUUGCCUUUUGCUCCCCGAAAUGCCCUUACGAUGCCCUCUCAGGUGCGCACCACCUCCGCUUCGCACCAUCGGAAACCAUUGCAGCGUCGCCUCCCUUUUAAAUUCAUUCAGAGAGAUGUGCUACUGCCAGCCAAAUGCGUUCGCAUCAGUGCUCCUCCUCCGGCCUCCUUGGCCUCUUGCAUUCUCGGCCCUUUCUUCUCGAUGGGCUCUCUCGGUUUUCACUCCUCCUCUUUCAAGAGUUUUGGAUGGUUUGGUCUCGAUUUCAUCCAUUAAUUGCAGAUUUGGGGUUGACAUUUCAGCUUUGGGUGAAUUGUGGGUAACUGAUCAAAUUGUGGACUAUUUUUUUUUUUCUAAAUCAAACCUUUAGCCUUCCAAUUGAACUUGGAUUUGAUCCCCCUCAAUGAUUUGUAACAACAUCUUUCUAUACUCAAAUUGGGCUUGUAUGUUUGAUUGAUUGCUGAAUUCCUAAAUUGGAAAAUUAGGGUUCCGCAUCGAGACGAUUGAGGGUUCUGAGCAAUCGCACGAAUUAAAGUUUUCCCCUUGAUAGUAUAUUUAAUGUUUCGGGUCUAUGUGAGGCUUUUUCCUUUACUGAAUGCCAAUGCUUUUACAUGAUGUUCAUGAAUGUUUCUGUAGUUAGACAUGCUUCCUGCAUGGGUGUUGGCUGCUCUGAUUUUUCUUAGAACCAGUACAUCAUACGUGUACUUACAUUUUGCUGCUGAUGUACUGUGGUUUCUGCACAAAUUUUACAUUUUGUUUCAUGGUGGAGAAGCUGUAAUUCGAGGUAAAGCUCAGUCGUAAUGAGGAUGAACGAAUACCAAAUCCAUUCCGGAUUUGGUGAAAAUGACAUAUGAGAAGCUCUGUCUUGUCCUCUGCCUCUCUAAAUCUGAGCCUUGUGAAUCUUUUUGUUGCCACAGGAGCUGGAAGCUUUGGCAGACUUCAUGAGGAAAGAAGUAUCUUGUGAGGAAGAAGAUUGAUUUAGUGAAUAAAAAAUUCAAGCCACUGGGAUAGAUUGGAUGUUUUUGUUCGUUAAUAUAUUGGAUAAUUGCUACCUUAUCACAAUAAGU